CACACCAACGGGGUUGGCGGGCGGCGGAGAUUGGAUGUUUGCGUUUCCAUCGUUUCUGGUGAAAAUGGAUCGCGGCGGUGCGCAGGCGCCUGAAUGGGGGCCGGGGCGUCUGGGGCAGCCCCUCGGCCGGCUGCUGGCCCGGGCGGCCAGCGGGGGGCGCCUGCGGCCUCGCCGCCGCCCCCGCCCGCACAGCGGGAUCCCGCCCGUGGCCGGCGCGGCUCCUCGGGCGGAGGCUGCAGCGGCGCCGGAGCGGGAGCGGCGGCGGCAGAUGUGAGGACUGCAAGUGUCUGGUUGGCCUGGCCUGGAUGCAAAGGAAUACGCUGGCGGCACAGUGAGCAAGGCCGGUGGUGGAGUGGUUCAGGCCCCAUGUUGCUGCAGUCAGGGGGCGACCCUCUCCGGCCCUGCCUGUCAGGCUCACAGAGGCCUGAGGCCUAGGCCCAGAGGGAAGCGUGUCAGCAGACAGAUGCUCCCCAGGCCGUGGGGUGUCCUGAGUGGACUGCUAGGAGGCUGCGCCAGAGGUGGAGGAUGCCGGCCAAGGGGCGCUACUUCCUCAAUGAGAGCGAGGAGGGCCCAGACCAGGAUGCGCUCUAUGAGAAGUACCGCCUCACCAGCCAGCACGGGCCGCUGCUGCUCACGCUCCUGUUGGUGGCCAUUGCUGCCUGCACCACCCUCCUCGUCAUCGCCUUCACCUCUGAGGAUCCCUCUGGACUUCAGGCUGUCCUGGGGACAGUGUUCUUGACACUCGCUGUGUUUGUGGUUCUCUACGUGCUGGUGUAUGUUGAGUGCCUCGUCCGGCGGUGGCUCAGGGCCUCAGCCCUGCUCAUCUGGGUCUGCCUUUUGACACUGGGCUACGUGCUGGUGUUCGACUCGUGGAUGAAGAAAGCCUGUGCGUGGGAGCAGGUGCCCUUCUUCCUGUUCAUCGUCUUUGUGGUGUACACGCUGCUGCCCUUCAGCAUGCACGGAGCUGUGGUAGUAGGGGUCAUCUCCAGCACCUCCCACCUCCUUGUGCUUGGCGCUCUGAUGGGGGGCUUCUCGACGCCCAGUGUCCCGAUGGGGCUGCAGCUGCUGGCCAAUGCUGUCAUCUUCCUGUGCGGGAACCUCACUGGCGCCUUCCACAAGUACCAGAUGCAGGACGCCUCCCGUGACCUCUUCACCUACACUGUGAAGUGUAUUCAGAUCCGUCGAAAGCUUCGCAUUGAGAAGCGCCAGCAGGAGAACCUGCUGCUGUCAGUGCUGCCCGCCCACAUCUCCAUGGGCAUGAAGCUGGCCAUCAUCGAGCGGCUCAAGGAGCGCGGGGACCGCCGCUACAUGCCCGACAACAACUUCCACAGCCUCUAUGUAAAGCGGCACCAGAACGUCAGCAUUCUCUACGCUGAUAUUGUGGGCUUCACACAGCUGGCCAGCGACUGCUCCCCCAAAGAGUUGGUAGUGGUGCUGAAUGAGCUCUUCGGCAAGUUCGACCAGAUUGCCAAGGCCAAUGAGUGCAUGCGGAUCAAGAUCCUGGGGGACUGCUACUACUGCGUGUCAGGCCUGCCUGUGUCCCUGCCCACCCAUGCCCGGAACUGCGUGAAGAUGGGGCUGGACAUGUGUGAGGCCAUUAAGCAGGUGCGGGAAGCCACAGGUGUGGACAUCAGCAUGCGUGUGGGUAUACACUCGGGGAACGUGCUGUGUGGUGUCAUCGGGCUGCACAAGUGGCAGUAUGAUGUGUGGUCCCAUGACGUGUCCCUGGCCAACAGGAUGGAGGCGGCUGGAGUCCCUGGCCGUGUACACAUCACCGAGGCAACGCUGAACCACCUGGACAAGGCGUAUGAGGUGGAGGACGGGCAUGGGCAGCGGCGAGACCCCUAUCUGAAAGAGAUGAAUAUCCGUACCUACCUGGUCAUUGAUCCCCGGAGCCAGCAGCCACCCCCGCCCAGCCAGCACCUCCCCAAGCCCAAGGGGGAUGCUGCCCUGAAGAUGCGGGCGUCUGUGCGCAUGACCCGCUACCUGGAGUCCUGGGGGGCUGCGCGGCCCUUUGCCCACCUCAGCCACCGUGAGAGCGUGAGCAGCAGUGAGACUGCUGUCCCCACCAGCCGGAGGCCGAAGGCCAUCCCCCUGAGGCGCCAUUGGACUCCUGAUAGAAGCGCAUCCCCCAAGGGGCGGUCGGAGGACGACUCGUACGAUGAUGAGAUGCUCUCAGCCAUUGAGGGGCUCAGCUCCACAAGGCCCUGCUGCUCCAAGUCUGAUGACUUCUACUCCUUUGGGUCCAUCUUCCUGGAGAAGGGCUUUGAGCGGGAGUACCGCCUGGCGCCCAUCCCCCGGGCCCGUCGUUACUUCGCCUGUGCCAGCCUCGUUUUCGUCUGCAUCCUGCUCAUCCAUGUUCUGCUCACGCCCAGGAUGGCGACUCUAGGUGUAUCCUUUGGGCUGGUGGCCUGUGUGCUGGUGCUGGUGCUAGGCCUGUGCUUCGCUGAUGAGUUUUUGAGCUGUUGCCCAGCCUGGGGGAUGCUCCAGGCCAUCUCUGAGAGGGUGGAGACACAGCCCCUGCUGCGGGUGUCCUUGGCCGUCCUGACCAUUGGCAGUCUGCUCACCAUCGCUAUCGUCAACCUGCCGCUGAUGCCAUUCCCACCACUGGGGCUGUCUCCUGGCAACAAGACGAGCCUGAGUGCUACGAACGGUUGGGACAGGAUGCUGUGCGACCUCCUCCAGUAUUAUACCUGCAGCUGCAUCCUGGCCUUCCUUGCCUGCUCUGUCUUCCUGCGGAUGAGCCUGGAGCCAAAGGUUGUGCUGUGGACAGUGGCCUUGGUGGCCUACCUGGUGCUCUUCACCAUGUCGCCAUGCUGCCAGUGGGACUGCUGUGUACACAGCUGGGGCAACCUCACCGAGAUCAACGGCACCCGCAGCUCCCCAUGCGGUUUAUGGAGGGACCUGAGGAUGAUGAUCAUUUUCUACCUGGUUCUGUUUUAUACCACCCUCCUCAUGCUCUCCAGACAGAUCGACUAUUACUGCCGCUUGGAUUGUUUGUGGAAGAAGAAGUUCAAGAAGGAACAUGAGGAGUUUGAAACCAUGGAGAAUGUCAACCGCCUUCUUCUGGAGAAUGUCCUGCCAGCCCAUGUAGCCGCCCACUUCAUUGGUGACAAGUUAAAUGAGGACUGGUACCACCAGUCCUAUGACUGCGUGUGUGUCAUGUUUGCGUCUGUGCCGGACUUCAAAGUGUUCUACACGGAGUGCGACGUCAACAAGGAAGGGCUGGAGUGCCUGCGUCUGUUGAAUGAGAUCAUCGCCGACUUCGAUGAGCUGCUGCUAAAGCCCAAGUUCAGCAGCGUGGAGAAGAUCAAGACCAUCGGCAGCACGUAUAUGGCAGCUGCAGGGCUCAGUGUCCCCUCAGGGCACGAGACUCAGGACCUAGAGCGGCAGCAUGCCCACAUUGGUAUCAUGGUGGAGUUCAGCAUCGCCCUGAUGAGCAAGCUGGAUGGCAUCAACAGGCACUCGUUCAACUCUUUCCGCCUCCGAGUCGGCAUAAACCACGGACCUGUGAUUGCUGGAGUGAUUGGAGCACGAAAACCUCAGUAUGACAUCUGGGGAAACACAGUCAACGUGGCCAGCCGCAUGGAGAGCACUGGAGAACUUGGGAAAAUCCAGGUUACUGAAGAGACAAGUACUGUCCUCCAGGGACUAGGUUAUUCUUGUGAAUGCCGUGGACUGAUCAAUGUCAAAGGCAAAGGCGAACUGAGGACUUACUUUGUCUGUACAGAUACUGCCAAGUUUCAAGGGUUGGGGCUGAACUGAGGGCUUCUGGUAGCUGCAGAACAUGCUGGAAGCUGACCUCCCCCGAGCAAGCAGAGGGGAAGACUCAGCCCCAUGCGAGUACGAAGGCGCCCUGACGGUUUGGCAUCACCACCCUGACAGAGGGCUGGAUUCAACACUGGAGGUGUGCUGUGUGCUGGCAUGUGCACCAGACUCCGGUUCGAGGUGACCAGUGAGCCUGCCUUGCACAGGCAGCCAGAGCCUCUGUACCUCUGGAGUCUGCAGUGCGGCCCCCAGCACGGCAGGACGAGGCCCGCUUGCCUUUUACAUCCUCGUUCCCCUGGUGCUGUGGAGGGGAUCUUAAGAGUAUGACCUGAACACACAUCCCCCUCGUGGCCUGUGAGCUGCAUCAGUGCGAUGUGUCAGAUGUGUCUCUUCUAGGUACAGGACUAUGACAUGUUGUCUAGGAUGGGUUGGGGACUUGUUUUUCCUUGGUGAACUAGUUACAGGAUUCUGUAUUUUGGCUAAAAAGGGUGUUUCCAAUCCAUAAAUGGUUUCAGACAUUAGGGAGGAAAGCCACAAAGGACAGAGUUAUUAUACCUUUUCCCACUUCUGACAUGAAUGUUUUCUGUGGAUACAUUAAUGGAGGCUCUAUCCUUUUUAAUGACCUCUUAGAUGAUAGGCAAAAUUUUUUCCCUCCAGUCUAUUCUUUGCCUUUUUAACCACUGACAUGUAAGUAGGACUACUGCCCAGUACCAGCUUAUGGGAUGAGUCCAGCUGGGGGCAGAGGCUCUGAGGAAUGUGGCUCAUGGCAAGGUGAGGAACGGUGUAGCGUUGGCUUGACUCAUACAGACAUGGAGGAACGGUUCAGUAAGUGAAGAAUCUGUAAAAUUAGGCAUAAUAAUCUCUUAGCCCUUCCCUGACUACUCAUGCAUUGUUUUCUAGUGCUCCUCUACAAUUGGCAGCUCUAUCCCAGUUUUUAUACUGGAAGGGAAUGGAGUCUGCAUGGAGAGAAUCUGGACCACCUGUAGUACUUCUUUCCUCUCCUCUCCAUAGUCCUCACAGCUAUGUCUGAAGAGCUUCAAAACAGAAAGGAUGCACUCAACUCAGCGUAAGCGUGUAUAUAGGUUUUGCACCUGGGAAGCCAGCCUCUCAUAAGUGCUAUUCUGUCUGUUCUGAACCAAAUGAAUCAAGGCAAGCACAAUAAGCGAGUUUGUGAGAUGGCGUCUUCUAGUGCUUCAACCCCAAAACAAUCAAGUCAACCUGCGUUUCAAGGGGAGGAGUAACCAAACUGCCCAUUCCCUCUUUUUCUGAACUGACUUCACUGCCUCACAACCAGAGCAUUCCCAGGAUUUCAAAUAUAGUUGAAUUUCACUAUAUAGCAGGGUGUCUUAGCUAGAAGUCACCUGUAACCCCCGAUACUAUACAGAAGAUCUACAGGCUUGCCAACAGGUGGGCUGGGAUGCGCUGCGCCCUGGCUGCAGAGGAUGGGCGUGUGCAGCCAAUGGCAGGAAGGCGCUGCCAAUGAACUUGCUGUCUGCUGGUGCCGUGUUUUGCUUUGGGGCUUAUCAGCCCUAGAAUGGGGCUUAUUCUAAUUUGCACAAAGGUUCUGAGUGGGCCUGUGGCAGCUCUGAUGCACUGCAUGCAACUGGAAUAGGUACGAAUAAAUUGCAAGUAUUCAUUGUAUAAAGGGAUGUCAUGGCAAAAGUGCUGGUAAGGGAAUAGCCUUACACACCAACUUCCCACAUUCAGGUGAGUACUGUACUGAAAGUUAAUACUCUUAAAAUUGGCGACCAGGGCUGCUCAGCAGGGCUCUUCUGGGAAGUCAGGAAGGUUCUGUUGCUCAGAUAGUGUAAACACAUCAGUGAGCCUGGGCCUCUCUGAGGUGGACCUGUUUAUGUUCUUGCAAUAUUCAAGUUAUUUUUUUCUCCAGCAACAGAAAUCUCAAUUGGGAACCAUUUAUGUAUUUUUCUUUAUUGCCAAUUAAACAUUACUAAGGUAAGAAUAUUUUGUAAGUUUUUAGUUUUGAUAUUCAGAUCAUAGUGUAUAACUGACAAUAAAAAUCACUUGCAGUUAUUUUUUAAAAAUGUUUUCCAAUUAUUAAGCCAUUUCUUUACAGGUAUCACUUUGUUUUUGACAGGACAGUUAUCUUUUCUAACACUGACCUUCUCUAUUGGUCAAGGACUUAAAGUUUCUACUAAGGUGGCCUGACUGACUCUAGUGAAAAUCAUACUGGAGGUUUUUUGGUUUACUUAUUAAGAAAUUUUUCUAACAGAGAUCAUUAACCAUUAUACAGAUUGUGUAUAUAAUAGGUCAAUGUACAGAAAUAUGCUUUGAGAAGGUACAUGCAGAAAACUAGGGGUUAUUCUGUAUACUGAGUAUUUAUAGAUCUGUAAUAUUUGUUUCAAAACGUUAUUUCAUUUUUACAAAGUACCAGUGUUUCUACUCUGUUUAGCUUUUCAUAUAUUAAAAUAGCAAUUGGAAAA
Manis pentadactyla (Chinese pangolin) is the source of this 6209-nucleotide messenger RNA. RefSeq names its product adenylate cyclase 7 (gene ADCY7). The transcript has 26 exons. The record is from RefSeq and is a predicted model, not a curated record. Gene Ontology annotation, cellular component: plasma membrane. Lineage: Eukaryota; Metazoa; Chordata; Mammalia; Pholidota; Manidae. Gene Ontology annotation, molecular function: adenylate cyclase activity. Gene Ontology annotation, biological process: adenylate cyclase-activating G protein-coupled receptor signaling pathway; adenylate cyclase-inhibiting G protein-coupled receptor signaling pathway; cAMP biosynthetic process. The coding region runs from base 526 to 3765 and encodes 1079 amino acids.